CAACAACAACAGAAACAAAAACGAGCAAAAACAACAACAACAACAAAAAACAAACAGAGUCUGUUAACAUUCAGCCACUAAAUACUGAUUGCAUACAUGUACAGCCUGAGAGUAUUAUUCGUGUCUAAUCAGUUGAUUUGAAUAAUGCAACAGCCAGGAAAACAAGCGAAUUGAUGUAAGGGGGUAUGUAUGCUAGGAAGACUAAUCCAAACUUAACACCCGUAAAACACCUAGAAUGUUUAUGUUUAUCUUAGUUGCUGUGAGGAGACUAGCCUUCCUAGACACAGAAGGUUUUGACAGAUUUGGGAAUAAUGAAUUGUUCGCCCCUCUGAUUAAAUGGGAAACUUUCAAGGAACAAGUUGUUGCCAUAAGAGACUACGCCAGAUCGUACGAGAAUGCCUACAAUGGGAUACAGGCAUCGGUGGAGCGGCAGGAUGGUAUAAAACAGAUAACAAGCACCCUUGGACAGACAGCAAAGGCUCAAGUUGAUAGUGAGAGGACAAGGCUCGUAGAAGCAAGAAGAAUAGCAAUAAGCGAGAAAGGGAUUUAUGUCGCAAGUAUUAGAGAAUUAGAAGUAAGCAUGAACAGCUCGUUAGCAGAAAUACUUGUUCAGCUACCCGAUGUUUACCAAGCAGCCCAGUUCAACCGAGAGGACCUCUUUGCUAUACUCGAGGGUUUGUCUGGAUUCUCAAGUGGCGUUGUGGGAAGACAUCCACUUGCGUCACUAGGCGCUGCUAUAGGGGUUAUUGGCCGAUUUGCUUCAAGGUGCAACGUUGGUACUCUCCAGGAAAACGUUAACAAAACGAUUAAGUGGUUGACAUUUGGUCAACAGUACGCCGCUCUGGAGGAUUCUAGUGACCUAGAUUUUGACCAGUUGGACGUUGGUUCUGUACCAGAGGUGAUGAAGGCUAACUUGGAAUUUAACAAGGAAGGACUUGCAGCGGACCUAGUUUGCUUGUUGAAGGAGAGGUCGCUGCCUCGAAACAGGGCAAAGUUCCAAGAACAGAUUGAGCGAUUCUUUAUUGCUGGUGCUGCAAGGAUUGAUCUCAUUGCCAAGGUCAUUGACUUGGACAAUGCUAUUGGUGGAUACAACUUUGAUAUCCCUAACUUGGAAGAGACGUCAAAUACGUCACAGAGCCUUAGCCAAACUGGUGAAUCGCCUAUUGCCGACAGCAUACAGCAGACGUUUCUAGAUGACCUCCUGAGUUCUUAUGGAGUAAUAGAAACCAGCUUCACCAAGCAUCUCUAUCACUUAUACAAAGGAUUUGAGUUCCGCUCUCUGUGGGAUGUUAGUACUAAUUUGGUCCACUUUGAGCGAACUGCAAGUGAAGCAGCGCCAGGCACCGGAAUGUUACAGGGAGCUCUUCAGCUAAACAUGGCUCUAGAAAAAGUCGACAGUCUUACAAAUAAAGGAAGACAAUGCUUUACCAGAUUUCGGCACACCACUAAUACACACAAGUGGUCUUUUAACAAUGUCAGUCAUGCGGCGGUAAGUAGAAGUUCUGUACCCAUUCCUACAUAUGAAACUGUACGUUUGUUAUCGUUUUUGAUUUUGUUCGCGGGUCUUUACACACACAAUCAGGUUCUUUAAUGAAAAUUUUCGAAAUCGGCUACAUUUUACCAUGGUCUAUACUAUUUUAGACAGAAAAGAUUUGAAAAAAAAUAAUUGAAACUCAAGCAACUGAAAUCUCGUAGGUGACUGGUUAAAGAGCAGAGGUACGGCCCUUACGUCAUUAUUUUUAUGCCGGUAGACAUGUAUAACGGUCUAUACUGUGUUUUGGUUUCUUUUUGCUGUUCUUGCUUGUCUUGCCGAGAAUUCGCUGGCGUAUUACAGGUAAAAUGUAAAAUGCUCGUGCGUAAGAUUAGUCAUCAUGAGGUCAUAAGAAUAUAUGUCUUAACCCGGAGCCGACGAAUUUCUCGAACAUCUGGCUAAAAUUGGCAUUUCACAAUCUCUAGAAUUCUCGGUUUAUUUGAAGAGUCAUGACAAUUUCUCGUGUUCGUGAACGUUGUUCUUGGGCUGCGCCUACGGAUUACGUCGGGGCGCGUAGUCGACCACGACAGCUGACCAAUGAGCGUACCAAGUUAUCUCAGUUAUCGUAAUGUUUACUACCUGUUGUUAAAGACUUCAUGUCAUAU
This is a messenger RNA of Orbicella faveolata, 2136 nucleotides long. RefSeq lists its product as uncharacterized. The record is from RefSeq and is a predicted model, not a curated record. NCBI's taxonomy places the organism in Eukaryota, Metazoa, Cnidaria, Anthozoa, Scleractinia, Merulinidae.